AUGCCUCUUUUGUUCGGGAUCUUACAGCCUGGUCCACCCUACCAUCAGCGACUAGAUCACUCCCCAGGUAUCGUAAGUCCUGUACUCUUUCGAUGCGAAAGCGUCUACGAUUGGCUCCGUGCACUAUUCGGAGCUGAGGAAGUUGGUCUUCUUGACGUUCAGCAGCAGCCGCCAGCGGUUUCUUUCAUUCUGCAGAUUAUCAUGGGAAGCUUCUCUGCUCUCCGCUAUUAG
This is a messenger RNA of Haemonchus placei, 231 nucleotides long. Lineage: Eukaryota; Metazoa; Nematoda; Chromadorea; Rhabditida; Trichostrongylidae. The record is from the annotation of a GenBank genome assembly.